This is a messenger RNA of Entrophospora sp. SA101, 129 nucleotides long. Lineage: Eukaryota; Fungi; Glomeromycota; Glomeromycetes; Entrophosporales; Entrophosporaceae. The record is from the annotation of a GenBank genome assembly.
AUGAAAAUAGCGAUCAAAAUGGUAGGACCGUCUACUGUAAUCUUACCACAAACAGAACAAACAAGACUUACAAGAGAGGAUGGAAUUUCACAAGGUGCAACCGUUUUAUUAUGGCAAACUUAUUUUUAA